UUUUCCUUCGACACCCGGUCAGUUUUCAGCAGACCGGUGGUUUUUCCAACGGUCAGUUUUCUAUUAACCGUCGCGGGUGGUGGUCGAUUUUCUUUUUAUAGAAGAUGGGGUGUGCUAGCAGUUCUCCACUUGUAGAAAACGGAAAAAACUUCAUAGAAGGUGCUAAAGAUUCGGUUUCAGAGACGUUAACAAAAGGAGGGAAAGUACUGGAAGAUGUUGGGGAAACAGCGAAAGAGGGAAUCUCAUCAGGACUGGAUACAGUGAAAGAAACCGUUCAUACAGCCGUCACUACCGCCGAAAACGGCGUCGAAAACGUUAUGGGAAAACUAGGAGAAACUUUUAAUUUAGCCUCUUCCAAAGCAACAGAUUUACAUGAAGACAUCGAAUCUAAAAAAGACGAGUUAGUAGCGAACGUUUCCGAUACAGCAGCCGAAGCUAUUUCCGAAGCUGAAACAGUGGUAGUUUCCGAAGCUGAAAACGCUAAAGAAGCGUUCACUUCCAAAGCAUCGCCAGUAUUUGAAACUGUUCAUUCCAUAGGUGAAGAAAUGGAACACAAAGCAUCCGAAAUACAAGAAGAUGGUAUUGAAUUUAUCGAAGAUAUAGAGGAACACGUUUUGGGUGAUAACGUCCACAAAAUGGAAACAAAACCGGAAGAAAUCCUUAAAGCGACAUCAACAGAAUCGCCUGUAAAGGAACUGGUAAAGGAGGAGUAAGUUAUCUGAUAUUACAACCGACAUUUUGGGAGGCUGCAGCCGAUGCUAUAUUACUCCAAAGGACAAUAAAAUCUAUGGAUUUUCGCGACGUAGGUAUAGACAAAAAAAAUUACAACCAAUCAGAAAUAUGUGACACUACAAAUGAAUUAAUAAAAGAUCACGUAAAAGAUACUGUUAACGAUUGAUUUAAUCGGUGUCGUUUCAAGAGUCUCAUGUUUGUAAUUUUCUGAAAUAUAUUUUGCUCACCUUGUAAAUUGAAACUUUAUUCGACAUUUCAUGGUGGUUCAAAAAGUUUUAUAUUAAUAAAAAUCAUGAAAUCACUUUUAAAUUGAAAUUUGAGUAUUUCAAAUAUGAAACCACGAACUAGAAUCUUUUAAAUCUCCACAAUGUAUAAAAAUAUUUUUACAGUGUACAUAAAAUAGUUUCGACGAAUAAUGCAAUUUGGUUAAUAAUUCUACAAAAUGAUUGUGACAAUUCAAUCUAUACUAACCAAUUUUUAUACAUUCAGCUAGAUUGUGAUACUUUUGUUGUGACCUGUAUAUUGUGUUUAACUAUAUCGAUAACCGUAAUACCUGCAGUCAGAAAUACGUAUAUUUUUUAUAUAGGUUAAAAUGGAGUGAUGUUAGAAGUUUAUUGUCCUAUUAAUAUAUAUCUAAUGUUUACUAACAUUGUCAUAUUUUAAGGUUUUUAGAAAAUAAUUAAAUGACUUUGAAAUUUCCUUCAAA
Molecule: messenger RNA, 1438 nt
Organism: Diorhabda sublineata
Lineage: Eukaryota; Metazoa; Arthropoda; Insecta; Coleoptera; Chrysomelidae
Product: alanine--tRNA ligase-like
Exons: 4
Coding region: 105-713 (202 amino acids)
Source: RefSeq, a predicted model, not a curated record